Messenger RNA from Dermatophagoides pteronyssinus (European house dust mite), 1333 nucleotides. RefSeq names its product DNA replication complex GINS protein Psf3 (gene Psf3). Gene Ontology annotation, biological process: mitotic DNA replication initiation. Gene Ontology annotation, cellular component: GINS complex. The record is from RefSeq and is a predicted model, not a curated record. NCBI's taxonomy places the organism in Eukaryota, Metazoa, Arthropoda, Arachnida, Sarcoptiformes, Pyroglyphidae.
ACUAUUCAUAAAUGAAAUGAUAAAUUUGACCGCCUUUUUUUGCAAAACAUUAGCUUAUAUUUUAUUUAAAUUAUUGAAAUUGUUUUUUUUUCGUUAACAUCAAUAACUAUUGUUAAAAUAUAACGAAUUAUGAAUAAUAAUCGUCAUCACACAGAAAAUGAUUUGGAAACAAUGAUGGAAGAAUCCAUGCUAUACGAUAUUGAUAAUCCGAUUGAUGAACAAGAUGUAGAAAUGUCGACAAAUUGUAUCGAAGACUCCGGUGUUGGUGGUUUCAUGUCAUCAACGUUUACCAAUAAUAUUGAUGAUCCAUUUUUUCGAUCCCGGCAAAAUCUAUCCUCUUUAGAAUCUAGCGAUUUAUAUAGAACAAAUAUCAAUAUGACGACUAUGACAGCAUCAAAAUCGAUGUCUUUAUUGUCCGAUCAAUCAUCAUCACGUGUCCGCGAUAUAUUUUAUUGUUCGAAUUAUUUUGAUCUCAACGAUAUUCUAUCACAAACUAUUCGUUUAUCGGUAAAAUUUCAACGUACAAUACCAAAAUUAGGUUAUCUAGAUCCUAGCCAACAACAACAGCAUCAAGAAGAUUGUACAAGCGAUCUGAUUAACCAUGAAAUUGUCAUUGGAACAAAAUUAGAAUUACCAUUAUGGAUUGUAAAAGAAUUGAAUGGCGAUCGUGCUGUAACAGUUAAUUUACCAAAAGGAUAUAAUCUAAUUUAUCGAGGAAUUCUUGAAGCCGAUGCUAAUUGUGUUAAUCUACAUAAAUUAGGACCUAAUUAUUAUUUAACCGGACGACAUUUGACCGGUAUGAAUCUGUCCGAAAGUGAAGAUGUAGCAGUUUCUAUGUUAAGUACAUUUAAACAACGAUUCCGUCGUUUGGUUAAUUUCGCUUUGAGUGGAAAUACUUCUGGCCGUAGUGGUACUAAUGGAUCAAUAUCAAAUAUGGAUGAUAAUGGCAAUUCAUUACAUGAAUCUACAUGUUCAUCAAUAUCAAAAUUAGAUUCAAUGAUCAAAACUGAUCAACAUGAACGAUUUUUACGUGAAACAGGCAGUAAAGGUCCAACAUCAAUAACUGAUGAAACAUUAAACGAUAUGAAUCAAUUCGUUGGACGUCUAGAUAAUUGGGAACGAGAAUUAUUAAAUGUUGGUCGACGUUUAGCUAGCCAAAUGAAAUCAUGGGAAAAUCGUGAUUUAAUACGUAUCAAAGCCAAUGAAAUGGUUUUAAAUCUAAGAAAAAGAAAGAUACUCCUUAACACCCAUAGCGACAGAUUGAUUUGAUAAUGAUUAUCUUUUACACCAUCUUAUUAUUCUGCUCACUGUGAUAAAUAGUUUUUUUAAAUAA